AUGGCGGAUCUUGUCCACGCCGAUGCGAUGGCCUUGGCCAAAAAGCAAUCCAAUCACCACAAUGAAGCGCACACAAAAGGAGGCCACAAACACCACAAAGGUCAGGAUAAGCACAACCUCCACCAUGCUCACGGCGACGGGUACACUGCAACUCCCAAGCCUCUUCACCCCGCUGCCGACAGCACGCUGAAAGUGCUUGUGACACUGUCUCGUCACGGCAGUCGCCGGCCCAACCCGAUAUCCACGACCCUGUGCCCCAACAACGUCCAGAACUCCGAGUCGUACCACGUGCCUCCGGAACAGUUGACCGAGAUUGGCAUGGAGCAAAUGCGCCUCGCGGGCGAAGAAGUGCGCCGCGAGUACAUUGACAACCAAGGGUUUCUCUCAAAUUCGAUCGGCGGCCCCGAGAACAAGCACUUUGAAACGUACUUUCGAUCGGACGCCGCGGACCGGUGUGCCCAAAGCGCGGUUGCGCUCGGGUACGGCCUGUACCCGGACUCGACGGCGCCGGACCAGUACUACCACCAGCCCAUUUCCGUGUACAUGAACCAGUUGCCGAACGAACACGACUUUGCCGCCCCCAAAGGACCGUGCAAGGCCGUGGCCAAUGCGGACAUCCACGCGUACUUGGAACCGCGCGCGCUCGAAACCAUCCAAGAGCACAAGGCGCUGCUUGAGCAAGUGGGCCAGCUGUGCGGGAUCAACGUGUGGGACAUCCCGACACUCCCGGACGGCGAAGACCUUGUGACUGGGAUCAAGGACAUUGCCGACACGUUCACGUUCGACGCGCAGCAAGGUCUGCGCCGUCUCAAGGUGCUUGUGACACUGUCUCGUCACGGCAGUCGCCGGCCCAACCCGAUAUCCACGACCCUGUGCCCCAACAACGUCCAGAACUCCGAGUCGUACCACGUGCCUCCGGAACAGUUGACCGAGAUUGGCAUGGAGCAAAUGCGCCUCGCGGGCGAAGAAGUGCGCCGCGAGUACAUUGACAACCAAGGGUUUCUCUCAAAUUCGAUCGGCGGCCCCGAGAACAAGCACUUUGAAACGUACUUUCGAUCGGACGCCGCGGACCGGUGUGCCCAAAGCGCGGUUGCGCUCGGGUACGGCCUGUACCCGGACUCGACGGCGCCGGACCAGUACUACCACCAGCCCAUUUCCGUGUACAUGAACCAGUUGCCGAACGAACACGACUUUGCCGCCCCCAAAGGACCGUGCAAGGCCGUGGCCAAUGCGGACAUCCACGCGUACUUGGAACCGCGCGCGCUCGAAACCAUCCAAGAGCACAAGGCGCUGCUUGAGCAAGUGGGCCAGCUGUGCGGGAUCAACGUGUGGGACAUCCCGACACUCCCCGACGGCGAAGACCUUGUGACUGGGAUCAAGGACAUUGCCGACACGUUCACGUUCGACGCGCAGCAAGGUCUGCGCCGUCUCAAGGGUCUCACGGCGGAACAGCAGACAGAAAUCGAAGGGCUGGCUUUCCAGCACCUCAUGGAGCGGUACUUCUCGACGGACCGCGAGGUCACGUACUGGGUGGGCGGGUUCCCGACGUUGCUCCUGAAGAAUCUGCAGCUGCCGACACCCGAGAAGAAGGAAGCGUUCAAGUAUUACUCGUACCACGGCCACCGCGAGUUGUUGCAUGGGAUGGGGCAGCUCUUGGGGUGGACGUUCGACUUUGCCGGGCAGCCGCGCGCACUCAACACGUCGGCGCUGGACCCGGCCACGACGCUGUUCUUUGAGCUGCACCAGACCAACAGCUCGACGGAAUUGCUGUUUGUGCGCACGUUCGUGUGGUCGCCUCGCGUCCGUCGCACGGGGGUGAAACUGGCCAAGUGCUCGGCGGUCGACUGUCCGUUGGCCGAGUUCACGAGCAUCAUCCAACGCCACAUCGACGCCACGGGCCCGUGGGAGCAGAUCUGCAACUACCACGCAGCCACGUUCGCCCCCGUGCUCCACCCGACGACGUCCCCCGUCACCCCAGUCACCACCACCACUGCCAAGCCAGUUGAAGCCACAAUACCAGCUGAGACGAAGCCAGAGACCACCAUCACUGCGUCCCCAACGACAACGGCUACGCCAGCCAUCAUAACCACCACACCGAAGGCAGUUGAAGCCACAAAGCCAGUCGAGACGAAGGUAGUGACCACCACCACUACCACCGCAUCCCCAACGACGACAGCUACGCCAGCCCCAGUCACCACCGCUGCAAAGUCAGUUGAAGGCACAAAGCCAGCAGAGGCGAAGCCAGUGACGACCACCGCGUCCCCAACGACGACAGCUACGCCAGCUCUAGUCACCACCACAGCCAAGCCCGUUGAAGUAAAGAUGUUGGAAAGUACGACUACCACGCCAAAGGUUGGGACGACGGCAAAGCCAGUUGUGAUGCCUGCCAACCCGGUGGAGACUACGGCACCAAAGCCAGCGGAGGUAGCUACGACAACCGACCAACCGUCGAUAUCCAAACCUGGGAUCUCUACUACUAUCGAGCAACUUGAGUCGGUUCAACCCAAUCAACCUACUAAGAAAGUGCAGUCGGAGCCAACGACCGUCCCCACAAUCCUUGCCAUUGACGUGGCAAUCACCCCUCAACCUCUGCUCCGGCUGAACCAAAAAAUGAACCUGCCCCCCCUGACACUCUUCGAAGGCAUCGGGUGGGUUUCGUACCUUGCGGUGGCCGCUGUGCUCGUCUAUUUUGCUGCCAAGCGGUACAAGCGUCGCAACCAAACGGGCUACCACCGACUGGAUUAACUAAAUAUAGAAAACGUUGCCUUACUUCAUGUCAAA
Molecule: messenger RNA, 2781 nt
Organism: Aphanomyces astaci
Lineage: Eukaryota; Oomycota; Saprolegniomycetes; Saprolegniales; Verrucalvaceae
Exons: 3
Coding region: 1-2745 (914 amino acids)
Biological process (GO): dephosphorylation
Molecular function (GO): phosphatase activity
Source: RefSeq, a predicted model, not a curated record